AUGACAAGUCAUCAUCAGGGCGGCAAAUAUCAGGCCAGGGCGCCGCCAAUUGUUAAGAAUCUUUCACUGGCCGCCGCUGCAGUUCCCCUGCCACUCUCCCUGCCCAUGUCCUCCUCCUCCUCCUCGUCGUCCAACUCCAAUCACCACAAUACACAUACAACCUCACCAUUAUAUUUCACCCAAGUGAUGCCUUCAGCAUCGGCAGCCAGUGUGGAACAUCAGCAUCCCUAUAGCACUGAAUUGGAUGGAGCGGAACACAUGGGAAAUGCUGGUGACAAUGGCAGCUUUCUCAUCGAGGAGAUUAUCGACGAUGAAGCAAACAUUGUCGUGGACACCGGCGAGUUUUUCAUUGCCGGCGAUGUUUACGAAUAUUACCCAGUGGAUCGCAUCGCCUCCUCACUGCCUCGCAUGGCCACCGCGGAUGCUUUGCCGCCGCCCAUAAUCAUGCAACAGCAGGAGCUCGGCAGCGAUGAAGAAGAGGAUGAUGACGACGACGAUGAUGAGGAUGUGGAGCAACAAAUGGAUGGCGAUAUGCGUUUAUCGUCGGGCGAUGAGGAGGAAGAGGAGCUGCCCAUGUUGCAACGCGAUGCAAAUGCCUUUGAUAUUGCUUCCGAAAUGCUAACCACCAUUGAGGCAACGGCCGAGACCAUCAAGGAGGAGCAGCUCGAAAAUGAUUACUAUAUGAAGUCCACAGAUGAUUCCAACAGCUGUCAUGUGCAGGACUUUAAACCCUUUGGUCGCAUGCAGCGUCAGACAAACGCCAGCGCAUGCAACACAACCAUUAAUGGUGCCAAUGGCAGCACAAAGCGUUGGAAACAAACUAAAGUUCCCAUUCGCAUCACCGAGGAUCAGUUUAAUGUUACGCUCUGGUCGUCCCUCAACUCUGAGGAUGAGGACGACGAUGCAGAGCUGGAAAUGGAGAAUGCACAUGGUCAUCAGAUAAUCACAACGUCGAGCAAAGCGAAUGUCAAGCCAAAAAUGAUUAUCGAUCAUAUGAUACACCAUGAUGUGCUUAAUGAUGGCAUUGGCAAUGAAUAUGUCAUAUUACCGGAUCCAUUUAGUGCCGCAGCUGUCACCGAUGUCGAGGAGGUGGUCAAUGCCUAUAUGCGUGAUGACGAGGACAUCGAUGGCGAUGCGGAUGAUAUCAAGCAACAGCUGGAAGACGACGAAGAGGAGGAGGACAGUCAAUCGCUAAGCGAGCAAUAUCAGCUGGAUGAAGCAUAUGGGAGCAUUGAGCUCAUUGAGAAUAUGCCGCAUCCCGUUGAGCUAAUGACUGCGCCCGCUGCCUGCACACCUGCUAAUCCCAUAAUCACCAGCAACCCGAACACAGCGCCCGCUUUGAGUGGAGCGACAUUGCCAAAGGGGCUGCCCAAGUUGGUAUUGCAAAACAGCAGCACAAAUGUGCGACUGAAAGCGAACAACAACAAUGUGGGUGCCCAGAAGGCAACCACCAAGCGGCAGUUGAACGCACCGCCUCCAUUGGCAGCAACAGCAACACCAGGUGCUGCAGCAGCCGCCGCUGCCACCGCUGAGGACGAUGAGGAGCCGAAGUUUCGUUGCACACAUCGUGGCUGCAACAAGGAAUUCCGCAAUCACAGCGCCAUGCGCAAACACAUGCAUACGCAUGGGCCACGCGGUCAUGUGUGCAACGUCUGUGGCAAGAGUUUCGUGGAGAGCUCAAAGCUAAAGCGACAUCAGCUUGUGCACACUGGCGAGAAGCCCUUCGAGUGCACCUUCGAGGGCUGCGGCAAACGCUUCUCGUUGGACUUCAAUUUGCGCACGCAUGUGCGCAUACAUACGGGAGAUCGACCAUAUCAUUGCCCCAUCGAUGGUUGCUCCAAGUGCUUUGCACAGUCAACCAAUCUCAAGUCGCAUAUGCUGACGCACUCGAAGCCCAAACGUAAAUGGCCCCGCGCCCAGGGCGGCCAGAUGAACAGUAAAACACCAUUGGUGGCGCGCUAUGGACGACUGGAGUUUGGCGAGGAUCCCACCAUGGUGUAUGUGGAGUCCAACGAGGAGCUGGCGUCGGUGCUGCUGGAUAGUACGUCGACGCCGGCAUCCUAA
This is a messenger RNA of Drosophila albomicans, 2064 nucleotides long. Its product is annotated as polycomb protein PHO. Lineage: Eukaryota; Metazoa; Arthropoda; Insecta; Diptera; Drosophilidae. Gene Ontology annotation, cellular component: PcG protein complex; transcription regulator complex. Bases 1 to 2064 code for a protein of 687 amino acids. Gene Ontology annotation, molecular function: RNA polymerase II cis-regulatory region sequence-specific DNA binding; DNA-binding transcription factor activity, RNA polymerase II-specific. Gene Ontology annotation, biological process: regulation of transcription by RNA polymerase II. The transcript has 2 exons. The record is from RefSeq and is a predicted model, not a curated record.